AGCAUCUGCUGCAUCCAAGCCUGAGCCAGUCACUGUUCAGAAGGGUGAACCUAAAGAAGUAGUUAAACCUGUGCCCAUUACAUCUCCUGCUGUCUCCAAAGUCACUUCCACAACCAACAUGGCCUACAAUAAAGCAGCACGGCCCUUUGGUUCUGUGUCUUCACCAAAAAUCACAUCCAUCCCAUCACCAUCGUCUGCCUUCACCCCAGCCCAUGCAAGCACUUCAUCACAUGCUUCCCCUCCACCUGUGGCCGCUGUCACUUCUCCCCCAUUCUCUGCAUCUGGACUGCAUGUUAAUGCCAAUCUUAGUGCUGACCAGUGUUCCACUGCACUGAACACUGGUAAAUCUGCAGUUAAUGUCCCACGGCAGCCCACAAUCACCAGCGUGUGUUCCGAGACUACUCAGGAGCUAGCAGAGGGACAGAGAAGAGGAUCCCAGGGUGACAUUAAACAGCAAAAUGGCCCACCGAGAAAACACAUUGUGGAGCGCAACACAGAGUUUUAUCACAUCCCCACUCACAGUGAUGCGAGUAAGAAGAGGCUGAUUGAGGACACUGAAGACUGGCGCCCACGGACUGGAACAACUCAGUCUCGUUCUUUCCGGAUCCUUGCCCAGAUUACUGGGACUGAACAUCUGAAAGAAUCUGAAAGUGACAAUACAAAGAAGGCAAAUAGCACUCAGGAGCCUUCUCAGCCAUUGGCCUCUUCAGGAGCUUCACCUCGGAGCACUCCUGAGAGCCUGGAGAGCCCAGGUUCAGGCAGACCAGGAGUUGCUGGCCUGAGGACUGCUGCUGCUUUCAAGCCUGUAGGAUCCACCAGUGCUGUCAAGUCACCAAGCUGGCAACAGCCAAGCCAAGCAGCACCUUCUACUGGAAGGAUUUCAAACAAUGCUGCUUCAGGAGCGGGGACCCCAGCAAACUCUGCUGUGGGGCCACCUCAGCCAGGCGACCAGGACACGCUAGUGCAGAGAGCUGAGCACAUCCCAGCGGGCAAGCGAACGCCCAUGUGUGCCCACUGCAACCAAGUCAUCAGGGGACCUUUCCUAGUGGCACUGGGGAAAUCUUGGCACCCAGAAGAAUUUAACUGUGCUCACUGCAAAAAUACAAUGGCCUAUAUUGGCUUUGUAGAAGAGAAGGGAGCACUGUAUUGUGAGCUGUGCUAUGAGAAAUUCUUUGCUCCUGAAUGUGGUCGGUGCCAAAGGAAGAUCCUUGGGGAAGUCAUCAAUGCUUUGAAAAAAACUUGGCAUGUGUCCUGUUUUGUGUGUGUGGCCUGUGGAAAACCCAUUCGUAAUAAUGUUUUCCAUUUGGAGGAUGGUGAGCCCUACUGUGAGACUGAUUAUUAUGCCCUUUUUGGUACAAUAUGCCGUGGAUGCGAAUUUCCCAUAGAAGCAGGUGACAUGUUCCUGGAAGCUCUGGGCUACACCUGGCAUGACACUUGCUUUGUGUGCUCCGUAUGCUGUGAAAGUUUGGAAGGUCAGACAUUUUUCUCCAAGAAGGACAAGCCACUUUGCAAGAAACAUGCUCAUUCUGUGAAUUUUUGAAAAUCAACAGUUCCUAGGAAGAUAAAAAAUUUUAAGAAAAAAAGAGAAAAAUUAAAAUUACCAUUUAAUUUUUAGUCUUAAUAUUUAUAUGGAAUUUCAAAAAAUAAUAGUCACCCUGACGGGAUAAAUUCCAACAGUUACAACUGAGUCUGUGGAAAUGUUUGGCUUCAGAAAGUCAGAGACAGUUUGGCAUUUAUUAUGACUUUUUCCUGUAUUUUCUGCCCAUAAAAUAACCUUUAUAAAAAUCAAUUUCCUGGUUGACUAUUAAAUUCAUCAUAGAAUAAAUUAGUAAAUAAUUAAAUUUUAGAAUUAGAAACUCUAGCCUCUACACUGAAAUGAUUAUACUUUCCUUUUUAGUUAUGAGAAUCUGCAGAAGGCAAUAAAAAUGCCUUAAACUUUGUUAAUAACCAUAAUUGUCUAUUAAACCCGUUUAUGUUUAAAAUAGUAAAUAGGAAUUUAAACAGAAUUUUAUCAGUAGGAGGGAUCUUUUUAUUUUUAGCAUGUGUACAUGUUUUGGUCUUAACAAUCCUUUCAGUAAGACAGGCCAGCAAAGGUUUUGAUCAAAGUAUGUCAUGCCUAUAAGGGACACUAUGUUCUUCUCUUAAGCUCACCCAAAAGUUGUCGCUUAUAGGGCUCAGGCUAGCCUCUGUUCAGACAGGGUGGGUGCUUCGCCACCGGAUUACACUGCCGUGUUUCUCUUCUGAUAAUUCAGUGUCUUUGGACUGUAACAGUUUUGCCUCUUCCUUAGAGAGCGUAAGUAGAAAAUAACAGGGUAGAACUGGGUAAAGAAAAGGA
Messenger RNA from Nannospalax galili (Upper Galilee mountains blind mole rat), 2335 nucleotides. RefSeq names its product PDZ and LIM domain 5 (gene Pdlim5). Gene Ontology annotation, cellular component: Z disc; filamentous actin; adherens junction. NCBI's taxonomy places the organism in Eukaryota, Metazoa, Chordata, Mammalia, Rodentia, Spalacidae. The record is from RefSeq and is a predicted model, not a curated record. Gene Ontology annotation, molecular function: muscle alpha-actinin binding; actin binding. The coding region runs from base 119 to 1540 and encodes 473 amino acids. The transcript is spliced from 10 exons. Gene Ontology annotation, biological process: actin cytoskeleton organization; heart development; muscle structure development.